CUCUCUCUCUCCUCCUUUUCCCCAAUAAGGCAACUGCUCGCCGCCACCGCCGCCGCCGCCGCAGCCGCAGCAGCAUCGUCUCUCUCCCCGCCGCUCCGGCUCAUCCUCCCCCUUCCCUAUGGCGGGCGGCGACAGCGCGGCGGUGUCGGCGGUGGAGGGGAGGCUGUCGGAGCUCUCCACCAACAGCGGCGAGAAGGGGCUCCCCAGGAGGGGCAAGUCUUCAUCAGGAAGGACUUUAAACACUGCACAGAUUCAACUCGUUGCAAGCCAUCCAGAGGUGUAUGAACCAUGUGAUGAUUCCUUCACCCUUGUUGAUGCGCUUCUUUCUGACAAAGCACAACUUUUGACACUAAAGCCAAGAUUAUGCAUGGAGAUAGGAUGUGGCAGUGGCUAUGUCAUCACCUCUCUAGCCAUCAUGCUCAGGCAGUUAGGUUCAGGAACCCAGUACCUAGCAACUGAUAUCAACAAACAUGCUGUGGAGACAACUCAGGCAACCCUUGAAGCCCAUGGCGUCCAUGCAGAUGUGAUUGCUACUGAUAUUGUGUCAGGUCUUGAGAAACGCCUUCAUGGUUUGGUUGAUGUUGUUGUUGUGAACCCUCCUUACGUACCUACACCUGAGGAAGAAAUUGAGUGCAACGGCAUUGCUUCAUCUUGGGCUGGAGGUUUAAAUGGGCGCCAAGUGAUUGAUCGGAUCCUUCCUGCUGUGCGUGAGCUGCUAUCAGAAAGAGGAUGGCUGUACAUGAUUGCUCUUGAAGAUAAUGAUCCUUUGGAUAUAUGCCAUUUGAUGAAUGAGAAGGGUUAUGCAUCACGAGUUCUCUUGAAGAGAUGCACCGAAGAAGAAAGCCUUUAUGUUCUAAAGUUUUGGCAGGAUGCUGCCAGUGGCACAAAUGCUUCGCAUGCCGCUAGAUCACCACGCUCAGAAUCCUCAUGGCUUUCUCAGCUGCCUUUCAGAUCCCUUUGGCAUAAGAAUGCGUAGUAGCUGUUAGCCUUGUUGGUUUAUCCCAAGUUUCAAAAAGAUAGCAACAAGUUCUUUGCAACCAUCAGAUGGCAGCAGUAUCUGUAAACAUGUUUGAAAUGAGAUGCUGUUGUUGGUCUCUGACUCCUCUCAAAAGAGUGAAAGAAUCAGACUGACUUGGUGGACUUAGCUAUGAGUGAUCCUAUGGUCAAUCAGCAAUAAAGUUCCAGCCUUUUAUUUUUGUGGUUCGUUUUUCUUGGUGUGUAUAUUUGCUAGUCUGGAUUUCUUAUCUUGCUGCACAUGUAGUAUGGGUCAUGUUACUUUCGUAAUGAUUGGUAUAUCGGUAAACUAUAUGAGCGAAAAGAAUAUUCCGGCAAGCUUUUGGAACUAUAUAUCAAACUAGUUAC
Messenger RNA from Oryza brachyantha (malo sina), 1362 nucleotides. RefSeq names its product methyltransferase N6AMT1. The record is from RefSeq and is a predicted model, not a curated record. Gene Ontology annotation, molecular function: protein methyltransferase activity; S-adenosylmethionine-dependent methyltransferase activity; nucleic acid binding. Lineage: Eukaryota; Viridiplantae; Streptophyta; Magnoliopsida; Poales; Poaceae. The transcript has 2 exons. Gene Ontology annotation, cellular component: eRF1 methyltransferase complex. The coding region runs from base 119 to 976 and encodes 285 amino acids. Gene Ontology annotation, biological process: methylation.